Cannabis sativa is the source of this 501-nucleotide messenger RNA. RefSeq lists its product as uncharacterized. The transcript has a single exon. NCBI's taxonomy places the organism in Eukaryota, Viridiplantae, Streptophyta, Magnoliopsida, Rosales, Cannabaceae. The record is from RefSeq and is a predicted model, not a curated record. Gene Ontology annotation, molecular function: zinc ion binding. Bases 1 to 501 code for a protein of 166 amino acids.
AUGUUUAAUGUUGGAAGAGGUGCUGACGGUUCUGACUUUGAAAAAGGCGGAGAUGUGAACUUAGUUGAGAGAACAUGCACUUGCGGCAUGUUCCAAUUGUUGAAAAUUCCUUGUCCCCAUGCAUGUGCCGCAGCGCUUACUCAGAAUGUCAGUGUCUACGCUCUGUCAUCCCCCUAUUACACAAAGGAGACGUGGAAGAAUACUUACGAUGCAACAAUUAAUCUUGUGGGCGAGGAGGAUGAAUGGGUGCUUCUAGAACACAUGCAGAACAUGAGAAUCGGUGUACCAGUGGAGAAGAAACCUGUAGGUCGUCUAAGAAAGAGCAAUGCAGGAAGACUACGGACUAACCGAUUUCCAUCGAACGGUCAAAAAGUCAAGGAACCACGCAAAUGUUCAAAUUGUGGCGCAUUGGGACACAACAAAGCUACUUGCAAGGCCAGGGUUUGGGCAUCAUUUUCGUUUUUAAAUUGCAUGCAUUAUUAUUAUUAUUAUGGUUUAUGA